AUGUAUAAAAUCGUACUUCGUGGAAAUCAAUCAUCUAAUCUUUUGACAAUUAUUGAAGAAUUGGUUUAUAUUGGUAAUGCAUCUCGAUGUCAUUAUCAUACAAAAGAAGACGAAACAAUUCGUGUACUUAAUGGUACUCUUCAAGUUUAUCUGGAUGGUUAUCAAUUUUGUGCACCAGCUGGUACGAGUUUUUACGUUCCACGAAAUAUCAUACAAUCGAGUCGAAAUCUUGGUUCAAAACCAGUCCAUAUAGAAUUAUUAUUUUCGCCGUCGAAUAUUGAGAAUUAUUUGGAUCAAAUUACUCCUGUCUUUGUCAAACAGCCGGUCAAUAUGACUCGAGUAGCUGAACUUUCACGUACAUUUGGAGUAGUAAAUUUACCUGACAUUCCAUGGAAAGAUCUCAACUGUGCAUUUAAUAAUAGCAUGCUGUUCACAUCAUCUGUUCAUUUAAUAUUUUUCAUUGUUUUACUUCAUGUUCUUGCAUCUGUAUCAACAGAAUCAUGUGCUUCUGGUUAUUCAAGUUCUCCGUCAGGAACAUGUGUUAAUCUUCAAAUUGAUUUUAAUAAUUGUGGUUCAUUUGUUUAUGUAUGUGCUUCAUCAUAUACUAGCUGUUCAGCAGGUGUAUGUAGUAGUGCACCUGCUGUGCAACUUGUUGGUGCUAUUGCUAUACCAGGAUGGGGUGGACAAUAUUCAGUUGAUGAUAAUUAUGUUACACUUACUCUACCAAUGAGUUUAACAAUAAAUGCCAUUGAUAUUUGGGUUCUUUGUCUUGGUAGUUGUUCUGCUGAUUAUACAAAUGAAAAUCUUCCAAGUAGUAGUUUUGGAGGUCCAACAGUUUUUGGUUAUUGGGAUGAUCUUAUAAUUUAUUCUGGUACAUCUCAAAGUGUCUAUUAUAGUGUUGCUGAAACAGCACCUAAUCGAUUAGCAACAUUUGAAUAUGAUACAAGUCAUUAUGGUUAA
Rotaria sp. Silwood2 is the source of this 960-nucleotide messenger RNA. NCBI's taxonomy places the organism in Eukaryota, Metazoa, Rotifera, Eurotatoria, Philodinida, Philodinidae. The record is from the annotation of a GenBank genome assembly.